Arxiozyma heterogenica is the source of this 2352-nucleotide messenger RNA. RefSeq lists its product as uncharacterized. Gene Ontology annotation, molecular function: A2-type glycerophospholipase activity. The transcript has a single exon. Gene Ontology annotation, biological process: glycerophospholipid catabolic process. The coding region runs from base 1 to 2352 and encodes 783 amino acids. The record is from RefSeq and is a predicted model, not a curated record. NCBI's taxonomy places the organism in Eukaryota, Fungi, Ascomycota, Saccharomycetes, Saccharomycetales, Saccharomycetaceae. Gene Ontology annotation, cellular component: plasma membrane; intracellular membrane-bounded organelle; extracellular region.
AUGCAGCUGAAUGAUGUGUUAUUGGCACUUUCUGUGCUCUCCUAUGUCACUACUACCCAAGUAAAUGCGUGGUCUCCAACCAAUGGCUAUGCUCCUGGUAAUGUUUCGUGCCCAGGUGGUACACUUAUAAGAAGUGCAACCGGUUUAUCUCAAAAUGAAAUUGAAUGGUUGAAAAAGAGAAAUCCAAUCGCUAAAAGUGCCCUACAUGAUUUCUUGACUCGUGGUACUACCAACUUUUCAAAUACUGAUUUAGUGGAGAAACUGUUUAGUGACGAUAAGAAUGUUCCAAAGGUCGGUAUUGCUGCUUCCGGUGGUGGUUACCGUGCUAUGUUAUCGGCUGCAGGUAUGGUUGCUGCCAUGGAUGACAGAACUUACGGUGCCGAUGAACAUGGUUUGGGUGGUCUUCUACAGGGUGCCACUUAUUUUGCAGGUCUUUCUGGUGGUAAUUGGUUAACUACUACACUAGCUUGGAACAACUGGACUUCUGUUCAAGAUAUCUUAAAUAAUUUAAGUGCCACCAACACUUCCUCCAUAUGGGACCUUGAAAAUAGUGUAUUGUCGCCAGGUGGUGUCAAUCAAACAUUAACAGCUCAAAUUUUUGAAGCAAUUAGACAAGAAAUUGACUUAAAAGUGGCUGCCGGAUUUAAAGUCUCUUUGGUUGAUGUUUGGGGUCGUGCUCUUUCCCGUUAUUUCUUCCCUAACUUGCCAGAAGCUGGUUCUGCUUUAACAUGGUCUAGUAUUAGGGACUUUGAUGUCUUCAAGAAUGCUGGGAUGCCAUUCCCCAUCAGUGUUGCCGAUGGAAAGUAUCCAGGUUCCACCAUCUCGAGUACCAACUCUACCGUCUUUGAAUUUAAUCCAUUUGAAAUGGGCUCUUGGGAUCCAACCUUGAACGCUUUUACAGAUGUUCAAUAUUUAGGUUCUAAAGUAGACAAUGGUUUACCAAUUGAAAGUGAUCAAUGUAUUGCUGGAUUUGACAAUGUUGGGUUCAUCACUGGUACCUCUGCUGAUAUUUUCAAUUUGGUGUCUGGAUCUUCCUUUACUGCUAUUAUUUCAGCUUUUGCAGCAAAAUUUUUACCUAAUGCUACCGGCGAUGACACCGAUAUUGGUAUUUAUGCUCCAAACCCAUUUAAGGGCAUCAGUACCAUGGAUGCUGACUAUUCUAUUGCUUUAUCUAAAUCUGAUACUUUAUAUUUAGUAGAUGGUGGUGAAGAUGGUGAAGUUAUCCCAUUUGAACCAUUAUUGCAAAAGAAACGUGAUCUAGAUGUCAUUUUUGCCUUUGACAAUAGUGAUGAUACAGAUGAACAAUGGCCAAAUGGUAAUUCUUUAGUUCAAACUUAUCAACGUCAAUUCACUUCCCAAGGUAGACACUUUGCUUUCCCAUAUGUUCCAACAACAGAAGUUUUUGUCAAAGAAGGCUUGAACAAAAGACCUACUUUUUUUGGUUGUGAUGCCUCAAACUUAACUGAAUUAGCCUAUGUCCCACCAUUGAUUGUCUACAUUCCAAACACUGAAUAUUCGUACGCCUCAAAUACAAGUACUUUCAAAUUAAGUUAUGAUCUUGAAGAACGUAUUGCUAUGAUUCAAAAUGGGUUUGAAGCCAUGACAAUGGGUAAUUUAACCAAAGAUCCUGAUUUCGUAGGAUGUGUUAGUUGUGCCAUUAUGAGACGUAAACAAGAAAGUCUAAAUAUUACUUUACCAGAUGAAUGUGCAAAAUGUUUUUCCACAUACUGUUGGAAUGAUAAAUCCACUUCCAUUUCUUCAAAUUUAACUACUAGCUCAAGCAACAGUACAGCUACUAUGACUUUAACUGGUGGUUAUCACAACACUACGUUAUUAGGCUCAAUGAGCGCCACUGCGACCGGUAAGACCAACUCCAUAUCUUCUGCUUCAUCUUCAACUAAAUCUAUCUCCGAAGCACAUGAGCCUGGUAAUUCUUCAGACUUAACUACUAGCUCAAGCAACAGUACAGUUACUAUGGCUUUAACUGGUGGUUAUCACAACACUACAUUAUUAGGCUCAAUGAGCGCCACUGCGACCGGUAAGACCAACUCCAUAUCUUCUGCUUCAUCUUCAACUAAAUCUAUCUCCGAAGCACAUGAGCCUGGUAAUUCUUCAGACUUAACUACUAGCUCAAGCAAAAGUACAGUUACUAUGGCUUUAACUGGUGGUUAUCACAACACUACAUUAUUAGGCUCAAUGAGCGCCACUGCGACCGGUAAGACCAACUCCAUAUCUUCUGCUUCAUCUUCAACUAAAUCCAUCUCCGAAGCACAUGGAGCUGGUAACAUGUUGAACGCCAAAAAUGUAUUAGGUACCAUGGCUUUGAUAAGAGUCAUUUACAGUCUAUUGUAA